GUUCUACGAACCAACCCGACGGUCCAUCACAAGAAAGCGUUGCAGAAACGUUGUUUGCCUUAAUAUUUGGCUGUGACUUGAUCUCAUUCAAUCCCUGUCAUGUCCGCAUUUGCAAAAACAUUGUCUCCCGCUCUCCGCGAAAUUCGCAUCUUUUGCUGCCAGUCAAGCCAAGCUUCAGCGGGCACGCGGCAAUUCAUCUUGUCCACAUACCCAGUCAUCAAGAAACACAACCCGGACCUUCCCGUCAUGAUACGGGAGGCAAACGGCACACCUGCGCGGAUGUUUGCACGUUUUGAACGCGGAGUUGAGAAACACGUCGAGCUGGAUGAUCUCUCAUCAUCGGAUGUGGCUGCUAGUGUUGCACGGAUAUUGAGCACCUCAUAGUCGCUAUGCUUUAACCGCCCCAGCGUUGUAAUUCAAUUCAAAUAUUUCUCUUGCCAUUUUUUUUGUCUGACUUUUACAUAAAAAGAGUGCUGAGGUAUGCACAGGUAUACAUGCGGCACCCAGUCCUAUUAUAUCACGUGGGCUACUAAUUUUGUGCAGGCGGUUUUGCUCGGAUGUG
This is a messenger RNA of Suillus bovinus, 562 nucleotides long. RefSeq names its product NDUFA2, NADH ubiquinone oxidoreductase 10.5kD subunit. NCBI's taxonomy places the organism in Eukaryota, Fungi, Basidiomycota, Agaricomycetes, Boletales, Suillaceae. The transcript has 3 exons. Bases 100 to 384 code for a protein of 94 amino acids. The record is from RefSeq and is a predicted model, not a curated record.